Messenger RNA from Spinacia oleracea (spinach), 1000 nucleotides. RefSeq lists its product as uncharacterized. The transcript has 2 exons. Bases 96 to 920 code for a protein of 274 amino acids. NCBI's taxonomy places the organism in Eukaryota, Viridiplantae, Streptophyta, Magnoliopsida, Caryophyllales, Amaranthaceae. The record is from RefSeq and is a predicted model, not a curated record.
GCAAAAGGAAGGGCAGCACUCUUUUGAGGCCUUCUGCGCAUCCGAAGAAAGCGAAAGCUUCUCAGUCUUCGGAGAAGGAAGAAGUUUCGGAAGUCAUGCCUCCUCCCAAAAAUCUCCUUCACUUCAUGCCCUUGCCAGGGCAGAAGUUGAAGAGUGUGGUGUUUGCGGAACCGCCGCCCGUGGACCAACCGUUGGCCGAGGAAGAUACCAUCCCCUCUCCGCUGAAGCCGUCUGCUGCUUUGGGGAUCGAGAUCCAGGAUAUAACCAAGGUGAUGGAGGCAAUUGAAGCCGACCUUGUUCCUGGCUCGGAUGUCCCUACUGUGGCCGAGCGGAGGGAAGAAUCUGCUGACGUUUCUCUCGCAAGGGAGAGAAGUCCAGAUAAGGAGAUGGUGGAUCUCACCGAGGCUCACAUGGAGGUUCCCGAAGCUGAGAAGGAGGUCCCUUCUGCUGAGGAGGAGCGACCCGAGCAGGGUCUGACGAGGAAGAGGCGCCACUCGACCUUGGGCUCUACUUCGACCUCGGCCCUGGAUAGACUGAUCCACGCUGACCCUUGCUCGGAUGUUCCGCUGAAACGGAUCCCCGAGGAGGUAAGGGAGGCGAUGGCUCGCUAUGCUAGGGCUCCGGUUUUGGGGGAGAACCCCAUGGCUCACGUGGGAUCUUUGGUGGGUCCCGAAGCUGCACGGGAGAAUCUUCUUCGGGCCAACCCGCAGUGGAGGGUUCCUGGAGCUGAGGAGAGGAACCCAGUUAUGAUGGCUCAGUAUUAUCUGAAUGAGGUAAGUGUUGGAAAUUUUGUUUUGAGUUCCGUUUUUGGCUUGUUGUUUUCUUCUUUCCUCAUCUUUUCUUGUCUUUUCUUCUUUCCCAGGCUGUUUUCUGGUCCUCGUUCGCUUCCGAGUGUAGCUCGGUUGAGGAGAGGCAGUUGAGGAGGUAUCAAGAGGCUUAUGCUCGUGAUAUCCCUGUCUUGGACCAGAAGGCUGGACAGCUCAUGGCCGAGAUGGUGGAC